This is a messenger RNA of Erigeron canadensis, 1883 nucleotides long. RefSeq names its product protein ROOT PRIMORDIUM DEFECTIVE 1. The record is from RefSeq and is a predicted model, not a curated record. The transcript is spliced from 3 exons. Bases 385 to 1584 code for a protein of 399 amino acids. Gene Ontology annotation, molecular function: RNA binding. Lineage: Eukaryota; Viridiplantae; Streptophyta; Magnoliopsida; Asterales; Asteraceae.
AUUAGUUUAGAAAGAAUUAUCAUUUCCCCAUUUAAAAUGCUAGUUUGUCCUCUGUUCUCUUUUGAUCUCAAUGAAUCUAACAUCCUCUAUUACAACACAAGCAAUUAAAUAAAUGAGUCUUACAAAUUUAAAUCGAAAAUUAGCUUCUGUCUUGAUAGGAAUCAAGGAUAAAGAGGUACGAGCCUAUAGAACAGAUCCUCCUGUUUAAGUAACGUCGUAAAUGAGUUUGUGUACACUUAAGAAUGUUAUGUUCUUAAUUUUGAUGAGAGGAACUUAUUUCAGGAUUGAUUGUGGUCUUAGGUAAGGAACUUAUUGGAACGUUAGCACGAACUGCAAAUCAUUUGCAAGAGAAGAAUAGACACACACACGAGCCCGUAAAUUGCUAUGGCAACUCACCUUAUCAAAAGAAUAACAUCUAACGGACCUCGUUUAGUUAUUUCUAUUCGCCUCAAGACAACGUCCUCCCAAUAUGUAGCGUCUAGAGUUCGAGAUGCCACCUUUGAAAAGUUCAUGGACAAUUACAAAAACCUCUUAAAAGUCAUAUCAAUUCAAGACCUUAUCCUUGCAAAUCCUAACAACCCGCCAACUGUUUCAGUUGAUUUCCUUAACCGCCUUUCUCAAAAAUUCCAUCUCAACCGUGGUGCCACUGCAUUCCUACGAAGGUACCCCCGCAUAUUUGAUAUCUAUUAUGAUCCGAAUCUGUCUCAACCCUUCUGUAAACUAACUCCAGCCGCAAUGCAAAUUGCGCGUGAAGAAUCUGCUGCUAUUGACAACACUCACUCACUUGUCAUUGACCGUUUGACUCGUCUUCUUUCCAUGUCAUUAUCCAAAACACUUCCACUUCGAGCAAUUUUCAAGGUGUGGAGGGAACUUGGGCUUCCUGAUGACUUUGAGGAUUCAAUAAUAUCCAAAAACCGUCACCUUUUUCAAAUUGUUGAUGCCCAUGAACCUGGUACUCACUUGAUCAAGUUUGUUGGUACACCGCCAAGUCAUAACAGUUUGACAUCUGCUGUUGAAAAUUGGAGGGUUAUGGAGUGUUGUAAAGAUGACUGCAGCAUUGAUAGAACGGAAAUGAGGUAUAGUUUUAAACAUACAUAUCCUCCAUGUAUGAAAUUGAAGAAGAACUUUAGGGCUAAAGUCAAAGAAUGGCAGAAGCUGCCAUACGUCGGGCCAUAUGAGGAAUUUACAGGUGCAAAAAAGAAAUCUAAACUGGGACUUUUGGAAAUUGAGAAACAUGCAGUAGCAAUCGUUCACGAAUUCUUGAGUUUGACUGUGGAAAAGACGGUGGAAGUGGAGAAAAUUAGUCAUUUUAGGAAAUGGUUUGGGGUUGAGUUAAAUGUGAGGGAUUUGUUCUUGGAUCACCCUGGAAUGUUUUAUUUGUCAACCAAAGGGAAGAGGCACACUGUAUUCCUUAGGGAAGCCUAUGAACGAGGGCGUUUAAUUGAUUCAAAUCCUGUUUAUGAUGUGAGGAGGAAGCUUCUCGAUCUUGUCGUAUUGGGGCGACGUGGUUUGCGUUCAGAUGAUCACAAGUUGAGCUCGAGUGAGAGUGAAGAGGAUGAGCCACAAGAGAUGGAGAAUGAGUGAGAUUGGAUUGCUAAUGUCAAGCUAUUGAGAUCAGAAUGGCUACAAUAGGACUAUGCUUUCACAAGCCGCCAGUAUACUAGUAAAGUUCGAUUUGUUCCUCAAUUGAUGACUUUGCUUUAAUUUUGUUCCUCAAUCGAUGAAUUGCUAAAUUUUUUUCUUCUAUUUAAUCAUCAUACGUUUAAAUCUUGCUCUUUUUAACCAUCAUGUAACGCAAAAUCUGAACUGGCCAUCAAAAUCUUAUUCACUUGUAUAGUUUGUAUAUGACAUGACAUAUUUUAAGUUGCUAUUUAGUUUGUAAA